UUUUGCAUUAGUAAUUUAGUACCACAAUAGUGAGUGGACCAAUGGUUGACUAAGGCGAAGUGGUUAGGGUUAGGGUUCGAUACUGAUCUAAUACAUACAAAACCCCAUCUCUCUUUCUUUCUCUCUCCCCAAUCCAUUCGCUGUGAUCGUUUCUCCAGAUAUUUCUGUUGAUUAUUGAGCUCUUUGACGUGGACUGAUGGACCAGUAUGAAAAGGUUGAGAAAAUUGGUGAAGGAACCUAUGGGGUGGUCUAUAAGGCCCGUGACCGUGUAACCAAUGAAACUAUAGCUUUGAAGAAGAUUCGCUUGGAGCAGGAAGACGAGGGCGUGCCAAGCACAGCAAUUAGAGAAAUUUCUCUCUUGAAAGAGAUGCAGCAUGGAAACAUUGUCAGAUUACAGGAUGUAGUGCACAGUGAGAAGCGCUUGUAUCUGGUUUUUGAGUAUCUGGACUUGGAUUUGAAGAAACACAUGGAUUCAUGUCCAGAGUUCUCUAAGGAUCCUCGUCUAAUAAAAAUGUUUCUAUAUCAAAUACUUCGUGGUAUAUCUUAUUGCCAUUCUCAUAGAGUUCUUCAUCGAGAUCUGAAACCUCAAAACUUGCUGAUAGAUCGCCGUACCAAUGCACUAAAGCUUGCAGACUUUGGAUUGGCUAGAGCAUUUGGUAUUCCUGUCAGGACAUUUACACAUGAGGUGGUGACAUUAUGGUACAGGGCACCAGAAAUACUCCUAGGGUCUCGCCACUAUUCUACUCCUGUUGAUGUGUGGUCAGUGGGUUGUAUAUUUGCUGAGAUGGUGAACCAGAGGCCAUUGUUUCCUGGGGAUUCUGAGAUUGAUGAACUAUUUAAGAUUUUCAGAGUCUUGGGAACUCCAAAUGAGGAUACAUGGCCAGGAGUGACAUCUUUGCCUGAUUAUAAAUCUGCCUUUCCAAAGUGGCCGUCCAAGAACCUAGCAGCAGUGGUCCCCAAUCUUGAUUCAGCUGGUCUUGAUCUUCUUAAUAAAAUGCUUUACCUGGAUCCGAGCAGAAGAAUUACAGCCAGGAGUGCUCUUGAGCAUGAAUACUUCAAGGAUAUUGGGUUGGUAGCUUGAUUCCCUGCACUCAGGCUGAAAAAGUGUAUAUCGAUAUGUAGCAUUCUAUGGGCUUUUUUAUUCUUUUUUGAGAAAUGCGUGUUGCUCUCACUGCAAUUAUUAUUAUUUUUAUUAUUUUCUCUUCUCAAUUCAAACUACAUUGAAGUGGUUUUUUGACACAGCCAUUAUGAAUUGUCUAGUUUAUUGAUGCACGUUGCAUUUUUUUUUUUUCUUUUCAAUUUCCUUGUAUCCAUCAUGCUCUUUGAAAGACACAAUGGGUGUGGUCCCUUUCUUGAAUGAAUUACUUUGGGUCCUUUUCUA
Molecule: messenger RNA, 1381 nt
Organism: Cornus florida
Lineage: Eukaryota; Viridiplantae; Streptophyta; Magnoliopsida; Cornales; Cornaceae
Product: cell division control protein 2 homolog A
Exons: 9
Coding region: 197-1081 (294 amino acids)
Biological process (GO): G1/S transition of mitotic cell cycle; signal transduction; protein phosphorylation
Cellular component (GO): cytoplasm; nucleus; cyclin-dependent protein kinase holoenzyme complex
Molecular function (GO): cyclin-dependent protein serine/threonine kinase activity; ATP binding; cyclin binding
Source: RefSeq, a predicted model, not a curated record